Alternaria atra is the source of this 2442-nucleotide messenger RNA. RefSeq lists its product as uncharacterized. Bases 1 to 2442 code for a protein of 813 amino acids. Lineage: Eukaryota; Fungi; Ascomycota; Dothideomycetes; Pleosporales; Pleosporaceae. Gene Ontology annotation, cellular component: nucleus. The record is from RefSeq and is a predicted model, not a curated record. Gene Ontology annotation, biological process: pseudouridine synthesis. The transcript is spliced from 2 exons. Gene Ontology annotation, molecular function: RNA binding; pseudouridine synthase activity.
AUGUCUGAACCGUCGGACGACUCUAUGCGACCCGCGAAACGCGCGCGACUUGACGAUAAUACCGCUUCAUCCCUCUCCGCAGCCUCUGCUGCACCAUCUCAGACAGCUCCAAUACCUUCAGCGCCAGCAUCGGUCGACGCGGACCUGGAGCGCGAAGUACGCGCUGGUAUAAUCGAGUAUGUCUGCCCGGACAACCUGGGCUUCACUGGUGUCCUGAAGCAGAGGUAUACAGAUUUCUUGGUUAAUGAGAUCGGACUCGAUGGGCAAGUGCUACAUUUGAAGAGCACGCAGGUGGAAGAGAAGAAGAAGGUCGUGAAAGAAAACGUGGAGGCGGCCAACGGUGCGAGUAAAGACAAGCUGGAGAGUACGGUAGCCACCGAAGACAAGGCCGAUGCUGUUAUGCAGGAUGCGGGCGUUGCUGGUGAGACUACACUUGCAGUACCGGAACCGGCAAAAGUUGAGAAUGCGCCGAAAGAGUCUGAGAACGAAGGAGAGCAGAUCAUUGACAAACCGCCGGCAGCCAAGGAAGAGCCAGAAGAAGAGUUGUCAGAAGAGGAUCGCAACACACUACAUUCGAUAUUCGGCGAGAAAACCACCGACGAGAUCGUCAAACUUGUCGGACAAGUACGGAAACGCGAAUCGAAGAAAGCGAAAGACUUCAAAGCCGUCAUAUCAUCGCCCAUAACCGACAAGGACAAGCGCACCCAAGCUCAUCAGAGUUUGCGUCGCAUUUUCCCCAACCUGCUCGAGAGUGCUAUGGAGGAGAACCAAUGUAUACGCAUCAAGGCAACUCCGCCAGCGGAGCGCAAGAAGAAGAAGAGCAAGGGUGGCGGAAGGGAGCAAAAUGACCAGGGACGGCGACGAGGAGGUCAGGAUUGGGAGGAGCUUGGUGGUGAAUACCUGCACUUCAACCUGUACAAGGAAAACAAAGACACAAUGGAGGUUAUCGGCUUCCUGGGAAGUAAGCUUAACUGUGGUGCCAAGGGGUUCGGCUUUGCAGGCACAAAAGAUAGACGAGCAUGCACUGUUCAAAGAGUCUGCGUCAGGCGCCAAACAGCGCAGCGCAUGCAGGCCUUCAACAAGACCCUGUUCAAUGCCGCGGUAGGAGACUUUGAGUACCGCCAUAAUGAUCUGAAGCUUGGAGACUUGAUGGGUAAUGAGUUUACCAUUACGCUCCGAGACUGUCACUUCCAGAGCGAAGAAGGACUAGACUUUGCUCAACGACGCAAGCUCGCCAACGACGUGGUCAGCAAGGCAAUCAGUGAUUUCAGUGAAAAGGGCUUCAUCAACUACUACGGUCUCCAACGCUUCGGUUCCUUUGCCGCAAGUACCGAUGCCAUCGGCCGUAAAAUGCUACAAGACGACCUCAAAGGCGCGGUCGAAGACCUUCUUGCAUACAGCGACACCGCUCUCGCUGCCGCGAACAACGAAUCCACCUCCGUCCAAGUCUCUCAGGACGACCGCAACCGCGCACACGCCCUCCAUAUCUGGAAAACAAAAGGCAGCGGCGCUGAAGCCCUCGAGUUCCUGCCCCGAAAAUUCACGGCAGAGCGAAAUAUCAUCCAACACCUCAGUUCCCGAAACAGCAAAUCAGGUCGUUACGACCGCAAAACAGAUUGGCAGGGCGCGCUCAUGACGAUCCCUCGUACACUGCGCCUCAUGUACGUCCAUGCCUACCAAUCCCUGGUCUGGAACACCGUUGCGGGAAAACGCUGGGCCGAACACGGAGACAAAGUGAUUGAGGGGGACCUCGUCCUCGUAAACGAACACCGGGAUAAAGAAGAAAAUGCCCCUGCUAAGACAACAACACCAACACACGACCAAGACGGCGAAGCCAUCAUAAACCCUUCAGGCGCCGACUCCUCCCUUGCACCCGAAGCAGAUUUUGAGCGCGCCCGCCCUCUUACCGCGUCAGAAGCAGCGUCCGGCAAAUACAGUAUCUGGGACGUUGUGCUCCCGCAACCAGGGUUUGAUGUCGAGUACCCCCGGAAUUCGAUUGGACAGUUUUACAAGGAGUUUAUGGGAAGUGAGAAGGGCGGAGGACUUGAUCCAAGCGAUAUGCGGAGGAGUUGGAGGGAGGUUAGUUUGAGUGGCGGGUACAGGAAGUUUUUGGCUAGGCCGUUGCAGCCACUCACUUUUGAGGUGCACGAGUACAAGAAGGUGGAUGAGCAGUUUGUCGAGACUGACAUGCAGAGGUUGGGGAGAGAGAGGGACGUUGGUCACAAAACCCAAGAGAAAGAGGAUGGGAAGAAGGAGGAGAGUGUGGAUGCACAGAUGGAAGACGGAGAGGAUAAGGAAGAGGUGAAGGAAGAGGAAGACAAGAUUGCAGUUGUGCUCAAGCUGCAGUUGGCGAGUAGUCAGUAUGCUACUAUGGCGCUGAGGGAGUUGAUGAAGGCUGGUGGUGUCAGGGCAUACCAGCCCGCGUUCAUGGGUGGCAGAUGA